This is a messenger RNA of Bolinopsis microptera, 2729 nucleotides long. RefSeq names its product nicastrin-like. NCBI's taxonomy places the organism in Eukaryota, Metazoa, Ctenophora, Tentaculata, Lobata, Bolinopsidae. The transcript has a single exon. The record is from RefSeq and is a predicted model, not a curated record. Gene Ontology annotation, biological process: protein processing. Gene Ontology annotation, cellular component: plasma membrane. Bases 5 to 1918 code for a protein of 637 amino acids.
CAGGAUGCUCUUGUAUAUAAUAAUCAGUGCGUUGUUUAUUUCUGCCAAUGCAAACACCCUGAAUGAAAACAUUUAUACAUCAGUAGACUUUGGCAAUGUUCACAGUUUUCGAAUGAACAAUUUCAAUUCUCAAGUUGGCUGUCAAACAAGUAGAGAUGGCGAUGAUGGUGUUCUUUAUCAGUUUGAAUCAGUGGAAGAUGUAGAAAAUAACCUCCAGAAUCUUGAAGAACCCCUCAUUCCUGUAAUUAGUGGAUCUAUCUUUAAUAACAUCACUGCAUCAUUGUUUUUGAAGCAUUCAAAGACUAGAGGAUUACUUGUGCUAGAAGAUGAUGAGAUAGAAGUAGGCUCAUACUCACCCGAAAAAGCGUGUCCUGGAAAUGGGUUCAACCUUAAAGAAAAUGCUGAAGAAGUUGCUCCUCGUCAAUGUCUGAGUAAAAACAUCUGGAAUCCAGAUGGGAACUGGCUCUCAUACUAUGACUUUCCCUUUGGAGUAUUUAUCAUCAAAUCUAAGUCUCAGAAAGAGGUUAUUAUCAGCAAGGCCAAAGCAAACAAAGAAAACAGUUUACUCAAGUCCUAUCCAUUGUGGGGUGGGGAAGUUAAAGCUUUUAUGAAUUCAGCACAAAACACAGAUACAUGCAUGAGGCGUGGAACAUGUGAUCCCAUCGGUGGAGUGAAUAUAAAUGUUAACAUUAUUCCCAAAACCGAGGAUGACAAACGACCAAUUAUCCUAUUUGUCACAAAAGCUGAUGCAACUGCUUAUUUUAAAGACCUUAGUUUCGGAGGAAAAGACAGUGGAGCAAGUGUAGCAUUGCUGUUGGGUGUUGUUAAAGCGCUCUCCAAUGUUCGUGACAAUGACAAAAAUAACGACUUUAACAGUAUUUUGAAAUCAGAUUUCAUGGUAACCUUCCUUCAAGGGGAAAGUUUUGACUACAGUGGAUCUCAAAGAUUGGCAUAUCAGUUGAAAAACAAACAAUAUGGGAUGAAAGCUUACAACAUCUCUCUAGAUGACGUUAAAUGUAUAAUCGAGAUUGGUCCUAUCAGUAUUUCUAACGAACUCUACCUUCAUUCCACCCAACCUGACAGUGACGAAACUGUAAAAGAAAUUCAAGAUUUGUUUACCAAGUACACUGAAUCUACAGACUUCCAGUUCAAAAUUAGACGAGGAAUGCCACCUGCCUCAAUAAACAGCUUUCUCCGAGAAGACGAAACCAAAUCAAGUGUUCUGCUUACAGAUGGAGAUACUGAGCUGCUAUCACACGUGUUUGGUAGCAGAUAUGAUAUUUUAGAUAAUAACAAAGCAUUAACAACCAAAGUAAAAAAUCUGAUAAAAAUAAUUGGAAAUGUUGCCCUGCAGCUGGCAGGAGGAAAAGAGUCACCUCAAGUUGAAGUUGAAGAAAGUCUUGUUGGUGAGAUCUUGGAUUGCAUCCUUGUUAAUCAAAACUGCACUCUCCUUCAACGUCUUAGGCCCAAAACCUAUCAGUUACAUGAUGGGAGACUGAAUAGGUACUCAAGUGUGGGACAGAGAUCCAACUACAGCACAUCUUUACAGCUCCUGGCUCAAGAACUAAGCAAGAAGGAGUUUGACUUGACAAAAGAAAAGUGCAAUGCCACCUUCAUGAGCCCAUGGGUCCCUUAUUUGCCCCCUUAUUUGCUCGAUGACACAUGCUAUGGUAUAAUUAUUAAUCGGACUACUGCUCAAUCUCCUGCUUUCAAACUGAAAGAGUACAACAGCACAAAAUAUUCAACAUGGACUGAAAGUCGUUGGUCCCCCAACUUCCAAGUCCGUUUAUUCCUAAUGGCCUCUACAUCGGAGAAUACCACUAUGGGUUGUUGUGGACUUGUGUACUUUGUUGUAAUGUCAGCCCUUAUAUUUCAGUGCCAUCGGAGAAGUGAUCAGAUUUUUCCAUCGGCAAGUUAGAUGUCAAUCAUUUGAACUUAAUAUUUGAUUUGUUUUAUAAAAUUAUUCAUUUCAAAUUUUGCUACCACAACUAGCAUAACACAAUAUUCUUAGUUUAGAUACUCUCAAGUGCAGGCGCAAUUUUAAAACACUUAGAUCUUUUAGUUUGCUGGCACAUUUUCAAGAUAAUGAUUUAUCGUUGGGUGAAUAUUUAUUUUUUUAAUCAUCGCUGGCUUUUUCCGUCCACGAAUUUGAUAGCUGGUUUGAGAGCUAUACGCUAUACAGGGAUGCAGUUAAUUUUGAAUUUAACUUUCCGCUUAGUCGUGAAUAAAUAUCGAUUGGAAGUGGUUACAAUGUUUUACCGUAAUAGUAUGAUGGUUAUUUUACGGUUCUAGUCAUUAUGCUGAAGGUUUGGAAACACAGGUAGGAUCAAAGUUCACAAAAGGUUGAACAAAUAAACGCUUAAUGAAAUAGUGCAAGUAAUCAUGCAAUUCAACAACUGAUUCCGUUUUAAUUAAUAUUUGAAAUAUUUGAUUGAUCAAAUUAUCUGAUCUGAGUCAAAACAGACACCCGAGUCGGGUGUCUGUUUUGACUCAGCCCCCGUAUCUUCAUACCAGAAAAUACACUCGGGCUGGGAUAUCCAGAGCACUUUUGAUUUCAUAAGUUCUGUAGUAUCAAGAGAUUUAUAAGACAAUUAGCUAGACUUGUUCUGUUAUUUCUGUAACAGUGCUGACUUUUCUUCACAGAUAAUCAGAUAGCCAAAUUAUAUAAUUGAUGUAACAAAAGUGCGUGGUAAUUUUUAGUAUUUGUUGAACAUUAUUUUGUAAUUAUC